GAGGAGAACAAGAAAUAACAUGAAUCAUAAUAAUAUAGAUGAAAGACUGGAUGCACAUCUGAAUCUCUGGACCUGAAGUGGGAGUGUACUUUCUGCGGCCUCUGAGGAAUCACAGCCUGCCACAGGAGCAGUUGAGGCAGUUCUACAGACCAGUUAUUGGAUCUGUCCUGUGUCCAUCCAUCAUCGUCUGCUUUGGUACUGCCACAAAGAAGGACAAAAUCAGACUGUAACGGACAGUCAAGACUGCUCAAAAAAAUUAUCCUCCUUUUCUGGCAGUGUGCAAGUCCUCUUGCCAGAACUAAGACAAUGGCAUGUAAAAUCCUUGGACCCUCCACGUCCUGGUCACCACUUAUUCCAGCUCCUUUCCUCAGCCCACUGGUCUUGCUAAAGGAAGCAUUUACAAAGGUGAAGAACCAUCUAAUAAAGGACUGGACCUGGCAAACAGUGGAGAAACAGAUGGAGAAAAAGUGGUAAUGGAAAGGCUGGUCUCUUCUCCUGUUGCAGAACCAAAGCUUAAUGGCACUGAAUGUGACAACACAAGGCACAGCAGCCCGACAUACAGUCCUACAACAGGCCACAGCAAGGCGUUAUCCUUGGUAAAUGAGAAUGGUAUGUUGGACAUAGAGACACCACACGGUUCUGUUACUGGGAGCAAUGGAUUUAUUCUCAUUAAGCCGCAAGAGGAGGACAGCUCUGAAGCCACGCCUGGUUUGCCAGUGUCCCCUCACAGGACUAGCAGGCCACCUUCUAACGCCACCACUGGGGUACACUUGCCCAAACCUCCCCCUCCGUCAGUCUCUGGGUCUCCUCAGACGCUAGGUGACAUAAGGACUGACCCUGUUACAGGAACUACAUCAGGGGAGGAGACAAUAGACUUUAAAAAUGACACUGCCCCAACCACCACAGCUUCAACAACCAUCAUGAUACACAGAGCUCGCAAAACCAUGUCCAGGCCUGCUGUCACUCUCGAACAAAAGCUUCUCAAGAAGGAAUUAAGAGAAGCAAACAAUACCAAAAUGGAGACUUUGGUUUCAUCCGACACACCGAAACCUUCACAGCAGUGCUCAACAGAGAACCAUCUACCUCAGAAUCCUUCGGAUUUGCAAGCUUCAGCACAAACCGCUUCAUCUGCUUCACCAGCAACUCUUGUAGUUUCUUCGUCUCCACUGACAUCAACGCCAGCCAAGCUCCAACACGGUCACACAGGCUUCUUUACAGGAGGGUUGUCUUUGCGUAAGAAGAAGAGACGGAUGGGAACUUAUAGCCUCGUACCUAAGAAGAAACCUAAAAUUCUUCGGCAGACAACAAUGCUGGAAAUGUUUAACCGUGUACACCCGAAUUCCAAGAGCCCUGAGACAAAUAUAAACGUAAAUGGAGAGAAGAUUACACAUGCAUCUGAGGAAGAGGAGGAGUCGGAGGCGGAGUCGGAGGAGUCUGAUUCUGAGGAAGAGCAGUUGCAAGGAGAGGAACUUGGCAUUGAUGUCCAACAAGCAAAUCCAACGAUUGGGUCCAUCUCUCAGCCGGAGACUGAGCAGGAGGAAUCAGGGGAAUCUGGAGAAGAUGGAGAGGAGGAAGGCACAGAGUCAUACUUGAGCACAGAAUGUAAUCUAAAGAAGAAGUUAAAGAAGAAAACAAAAGGAGACAAUGCUUGGCUCAGGCCGUCCAGGAAGCACAAGAGGAAUGUUAAGGUCAACGAAUCAGAGGCGUUGGCUGAGCCUCCAGCUUCAUUUCUGAUGCACACAGAAGACAGGAAUGAAAACUCCCAGAUAACACCACCUGACAAACUCUGCAAUCUCCGUGAGCCUGACGCUACUUUAGAGGGCAAAGAGACGUCAAGUUCAACAGUGGAGGAGGCUCAGGAGCUACCUUUGUGCAGCUGCCGCAUGGAGACCCCCAAGAGCCGAGAGAUUCUCAUCCUGGCAGACAGGAAGUGCAUGGCUACUGAGAGUGUUGAUGGACAACUGACCCGCUGCCAGGGUGCUGUCUUGAAACAAGAAAUGAUGCGACCUUCCAACUCUGUUCAGCUGCUAGUUCUAUGUGAGGACCACCGCAAUGGCAUGGUCAAGCACCAGUGCUGCCCUGGCUGUGGCUUCUUCUGCAGGGCUGGGACCUUCAUGGAGUGCCAACCAGACAUCAACAUCUCACAUCGCUUUCACUGUGCCUGUGCCUCAGUGCUGAAAGGGCAAAGCUUCUGCCCCCACUGUGGGGAGGAGGCCAGCAAGGCCAAGGAGGUUACCAUCGCCAAGGCUGACACGACCUCCACUGUACCCCCCACACUUGCUCACGGACCAGCUCCGCCCGGAGCCCUUGAGGGCCGAGCAGACACCACUACUGGCAGCUCUUUACGCCCAGGUGUGGCAGGUGAUGGCAAUGGGAGAGCAGACAGCUCGCUUUGCAUUGGUUUAGUAUCCGGGUUAGACUCCCUUGCUGUUCCCGGAUCCUCCAUGUGCUCAGAACUGAAGGCCGAUAUUGAAGCAGCAGCCUCAUCUCCCGUUUUCCAGGGACCACCACGAGAAACUCUUGAAAGCAUUCUGGUUGCUCUUGACACAGAGAAACCCAAGAAGCUGCGUUUUCACCCAAAGCAACUUUACCUCUCAGCCAAACAAGGAGAGCUUAAGAAGGUUGUGCUCAUGCUGGUGGAUGGUAUUGACCCCAACUUUAAAAUGGACUCUCACAACAAACGCACCCCUCUCCAUGCUGCAGCUGAGGGAGGACAUCAGGAAAUCUGCCAUAUGCUUGUGCAAGCUGGUGCAAACUUGGAAACUUGCGACGAAGAUCAUCGAACACCGCUGAUGGAUGCCUGUGAAAACAACCACAUAGAGACGGCCAUGUACCUGCUGAGAGCUGGAGCCAGCGCUGUGCACAAGGAUGUUGAAGGGUUCACAUGUCUCCAUCUAGCGGCCAAGUCUGGUCAUGACAAUAUUGUUGAAUAUCUUCUGUGCACAGGAUACGUCAACAUAAACUGCCAGGAUGAUGGAGGUUGGACAGCCAUGAUUUGGGCCACAGAGUACAAACAUGUGGACCAGGUCAAGUUGCUUCUGUCCAAAGGAGCUGACAUCAGCAUCAGGGAUAAGGAAGAAAACAUCUGUCUUCACUGGGCAGCGUUCUCUGGCAGUGUUGAGAUUGCCACGCUGCUCCUGGAUGCAAACUGUGAUCUCCACGCAGUAAAUAUCCAUGGGGACUCCCCUCUACACAUAGCUGCUCGGGAGAAUCGCCUGGAUUGUGUUGUGCUUUUCCUAUCUCGAGGGGCAGAUGUUUCCCGAAAGAACCGUGAAGGAGAAGCCCCUUCAGACUGCUGCAGCCACAACUCAAAAACGUUUGCUGCCCUGCAGGCCAACAGGAGAGAGAAGGACGCCAAGAACGUCAGGUUCAUUCAAGCACAGGAAAAAAGCCUUCACAGUGAUAUUGCUCUAGGGCAGGAGAGAGUUCCCCUUCCAUGUGUCAAUGCUGUUGACAGUGAACCUUACCCAGAUGACUACAAGUACAUUCUUGAAAACUGUGUCACCUCCCCGAUGAACAUUGAUAGAAACAUUACACACUUGCAGUACUGCGUUUGCAAGGAAGACUGUUCUUCAAGUGUCUGCAUGUGUGGACAGCUCAGUCUGCGUUGCUGGUAUGAUACGGACGGUUGUCUUCUACCUGAAUUCUGCCGCGAGGAGCCCCCUCUUAUCUUUGAGUGUAACCAUGCUUGUUCCUGUUGGAGGACCUGCAGGAACAGGGUGGUGCAAAAUGGACUCAGGACCAGGCUUGAGCUCUUUAGGACCAGUAAGAAGGGCUGGGGUGUCCGAGCACGUCAAGACGUACCACAAGGGACCUUUGUAUGCGAGUACGUAGGUGAGAUCAUCUCUGAAGCAGAAGCUGAGAUGAGGCAAAAUGAUUCUUACCUCUUCAGUUUAGAUGAUAAGCCACAAGAUCUUUACUGCAUCGAUGCUCGUUUCUAUGGAAACAUCAGCCGGUUCCUUAACCACAUGUGCGAGCCCAACUUGUUUGCCUGCAGAGUGUUCACCACACACCAGGACCUGCGUUUCCCACACAUUGCCUUCUUUGCUAGUGAAAACAUCAAGGCAGGAGAAGAGCUUGGAUUUAAUUACGGUGACCACUUUUGGGAAGUGAAAAGCAAGGUGUUCAGCUGUGAAUGUGGCUCCUCCAAGUGCAAGUACUCGUCUGCAGCCAUGACGUCGCUGCAGGCGGACAGCACGCCAGAGAACCAGCAGCAGCCCAGCGCCUCCCCUGACACCAGCUCCUCCAAUGGUCCCUCCAGCCCCUCUUAGAAGUUGCCUCGCAGACAUCGUAUUUACACACGCGUCACUUCUCAUGGAUCUCAGGACACCUGUCCCAGUGUCCAGUAACUUUUUACAGAUGAACGUGUACUGUAUAGAGACACGAACCUUUGACUCUUGGGAAAACAUUUUGUUAUGGUGAACAAGAUGCACAAUUGGACCCCUGAAGAAUGUACAGCUCCUGUUUGCCAUCAGGCUAAAUGUGACCAGAGGGGGGGUUACCAAACAGAAACGAGGACAAUUAAAACAGUCUUUACAUUUCAUAUUUAAAUUCGCUGGGAAGAAGAAAAUGGCCUUUUGCUUUCAGUUAUCAAGAACCAUUCCACCAAAAUCAGCCUGUAUAUGUAAAUUUAAGUUAUCACUUCAUCAUGUCAUUUCUGUUGUCAUGGAGUGUUUGAAAAGACACAUCAAACAUUUGAUAACUGCUCCAAAUCUUUGAUAAAGAUAAAUAAAUAAUGCCAGGGUGGGUUAAAUUUGAGUAAAAAUACUUGAGAGUGGGAUGCUGUGUCUUUCCUUAAUAAGAUGAAUAAAAUGACCUUUCGUUAAGCUUGUUUGUUAAGGGGGAACUUCAUUGAUGCAGAACGAUUUUAACAGAUGAGUAACAAAACUGGUGCUCUUUUUAAAAAAACGAACAAACAAACAAAAAAAAAAACCUACAUGCUCAUUACCCAGGUGAACAUAAUUUGUAAGAUAAGAGAACCUUACGUUGUUUUUUUAAUGUUCUGUUUUAUUUCCAGUUUUGUAAUUGUACUUGUUAGUGGUUCUGUUCCUAUUCUUUUUUCUAUGAUUUUGCCAACAUAUCUUUUUAAACGUCGGUAGUGAAGUGACGACUGUGCAAAAUUUCGUAUUGAAAAAAAAAAAAGGUUACAGAAAUGCACUACCAUUAUUUUCUGUUACAUAUUCAUGGACCGUGAAACAUCAUUUGAAUUGGUUGUAUCUUUUUCAAUAAAUUUACUACUAAUGCAUUUCUUCUGA
Phycodurus eques (leafy seadragon) is the source of this 5255-nucleotide messenger RNA. It is a transcript of the gene ehmt1b, whose product is annotated as euchromatic histone-lysine N-methyltransferase 1b. The transcript is spliced from 27 exons. Gene Ontology annotation, molecular function: p53 binding; histone methyltransferase activity; protein-lysine N-methyltransferase activity. The coding region runs from base 474 to 4271 and encodes 1265 amino acids. Gene Ontology annotation, cellular component: nucleus. Lineage: Eukaryota; Metazoa; Chordata; Actinopteri; Syngnathiformes; Syngnathidae. The record is from RefSeq and is a predicted model, not a curated record.